CAACCAGAACAAGGACAACAGCAACAGGGACCAGUCAACCCAUGGCGUGGUCCAGAUAUCGGAUACUAGGGCUGCCAAGAAGAUCCUACGGGGAGGGGUCAGCACCCACUGAUAACGGAAGAUGCUGACACAGAACCGAUGCUGCAGGUCAAUAUUGAAGGCAAGAACACACCAAUGAUGAUAGACACUGGAGCAACUUAUACCUGUAUAAGUUCAAGUCAUGCCUCACACCUCCCCAUGUCUGGCAAGUUCACAAAGACAGUAGGAUUUUCCGGGCAAACGCAGCUAAUUCCAAUAACGGCUCCAGUGCGUCUGAGGACAAAGGACAAAGAAGUAACUCUGCCUAUUUUAGUAUCAGAGCAGACCCCUGUUAAUCUGCUAGGGAGGGACGCCCUAUGUAAACUAAAGCUACAAAUAUCAUGUUCCCCUGAAGGUAUUUACAUAAGCAGCAAGGGAGUUAGGCAAAUGGUAGUCACAGCCCCCCAGGCCAAUGCCUACUGGAUAGGAGAUUUAGAGGAAGAGGUAGGAAAGACAGUGCAAAAAUGGGAAAAGUUUGUUAAACAACAACUAAGAGAUCCUAAGCUACCUGAAUUAGAAUUCCACUGUACCAUGAUAUAUGACCCACUGAGAAGAGUAGACAUAGAGAAAAAGUGGUUGCAAGAAACAAAAGACAAGAAAGUUCCCCUCAUUUCACAGCACAUAAUUGUAGGACCACAAGGAGCGGCAUUACAAGUUGACAGGAAUGAUUUUAUUAAAGAAUGGUUCCAGAUCCCAAAUUCAGUCCCCCAUAUAACAUUAUAUUUAGAGCAGGGAAGUGAGAACAAAGAAAUAGGCCCAAUGAUGAAGAAAGCCAAGGGAAUACAAUGGAAAAGCACAGACAACCCCUUAAUUUUUAUUUCAGCAGAUAAACAUUUCAUGAAAAUUGCAUGUGCAACAAUUAUGCAGGGAACUCCUAGAGAGGUGGAAGUCAAUAAUCAGAGAAACAUGAGUUCGGAAAUCAUCCUAAAAAAAGAGAUGAAACAAACGGAGCUAAUUGAAGAAAUGGAGCAAUUAGUUCCGGAAAAAUUGUGGUCAAAACAUGACACAGAUGUUGGGCUGAUAAAAUCUGCUAGCCCUAUAGUCAUUAAGACAAAAUCAGGGGCUAAGUUGCCACACAAGUACCAAUAUCCCUUAAAACCUGAGGCAAUAAAAGGCAUCAGAGGUACUAUAGAAGGACUAACCACAGCAGGAGUGCUGUUUGAGACAUCCAGUCCUUGUAACACCCCUAUAUUGCCAGUUACCAAAGCGGAUAAAGCAAAAUGGCGCUUGGUGCAUGAUUUAAGGGCAGUCAAUGACAUAGUAGAAGAUUGGCCAGCAGAAGUUCCGAAUCCUCACACCCUGCUUACAAAUGUGCCGCCUGAUGCUAAGUAUUUUACAGUGAUUGAUCUGUGCUCUGCCUUUUUCAGCAUUCCAUUGGCAGAGAGCAGCAGGCAUUUGUUUGCCUUUACUUAUGAGGGGAAGCAAAUAUCCUAUACAAGGGUCCCUCAAGGGUUCCGCCAUAGCCCUCACAUAUUUAAUCAGCUGUUAAAAGCUGAUCUGGAAGAUCUAGUACUGGACAGUACACUUCUCCAGUAUGUGGAUGACUUGUUGAUCUGUGCCCCUACACUUGAGCAAUGCCACAGAGAUUCCAUUAAGGUUCUGACUAAAUUGGCAGAAGGAGGACAUAAAGCCUCCAAGACAAAGCUGCAGUAUUGUCUUCCCCAGGUAGAAUACUUGGGAAGAAUAAUUGCAUAUAAAACCAAAGCAAUAUCACAAAGUCAAUUGGAAGGAAUUAGCAAAGUGCCGCUUCCACAGACUGUUGGUCAUAUGAUGACAUUCCUGGGCAUGACUGGAUUCAGCUCAGAUUGGAUAGAGGAUUAUGCAAUCAAAACUGCCCCAUUAAGAGCCUUAAUGAAACAGGCAGGGCAGCAAAAUCUGAGAACCACACUAACAUGGAAUAAUGAUGCGAAAAUAGCAUUUGAAUCCAUUAAAAGAGAACUGCAAAGUGCUCCAGCUCUCACAAGUCCUGACUAUACAAAACCCUUUCACCUCUAUGUAGCUAACAGAAAAGAGGGAUAUGCCUCUGCAGUAUUGAUGCAGGAGACUUGUAAGGGGAGGGGAAAACAGCCCAUUGCCUUUUAUAGUACAAAGUUGGACAGUGUAGCACAGGGGUAUCCUCCUUGUUAUCAAGGACUUGCAGCUGUAUAUUAUGCUUAUGAGAAGGCUUCUACUUUGACCAUGGGAUACCCUGUGAUAAUAUAUGCACAUCACAAGGUGGUUGAAAUGUUGGAACAAGGUAGAUUUGUUUUAACACAGGCCAGAACCCUGGCAUAUUCAGCUCUUUUGACAUAUCCUGAUGUAACAUUAAAAUAUUGUGCUACUGUAAACCCAGCAAAUUACAUACCUCUGGAUAAUGAAGGCACGCCACAUGAUUGUGUGUCUGAAUCGUUGGCGUUUACCCGUCUUAGACCAGAUUUAGAGUCUACGCCCAUACUAAAUGCGGCGGCUGAUUACUUUGUAGAUGGCUCCUGCUUCAGAGACCAUUUAGGAAAUCAUGCUGGUUUUGCUGUGGUCAAACGAGAAGGAAAUGAAUUUCUUCCUGUAAUUUCUCAGCAGUGUGAACAGCCAUGUUCAGCACAACUGGCUGAGUUGAAAGCCUUGACCACAGCUUGCCAGCUAGCAAAGGGGCAAGUUGUAAAUAUUUAUACAGACUCUGCAUAUGCUCAUGGAGUUUGUCAUCUUUAUGGAGCAGUUUGGAAACAAAGAGGGUUCAGGAAAAGUGAUGGUUCCCCAAUACAGCAUGCUGAGCAGAUAGUACAGUUAAUUUCAGCUAUGAUGCAACCUAAACUCUUGGGUAUUAUUAAGUGCCAAGCUCACAAAAAGGGAAAUGACUUUGUAAUACAAGGAAAUAAUGCUGCCGACGCAGAGGCCAGAAAAGCCUCAGGGUGCCAAGUUGCUGUAAUGGCCCCCAUGGUGUUAAUACAACCCGAGCCCCGAAUUACAGACCUUGCUCGCAUACAAGAGCAGGCAAGUGCUGUUGAACAAUCAGUAUGGCAGCAAAGGGGGGCCACAAGAGAUGUAAAUGGAGUAUGGCGAUCUCAUGAAGGACUAAUCAUUGCACCACAUGUUCUAUUGACUGUGUUAAUUUCUGAGACACAUGGAUUUGAUCAUUGCGGUCGAAAUGAGAUACUGAGAAAAAUCAAGCAACAAGGAUAUUGGUCACCUUAUUUGCAAGCGACAGUGGAUGAUUUUCUAAUAGGGUGUGAUAUUUGUGCUCAGAACAAUGUGAGAAAAGGGACUUCAGCACCUAUAGGACACAUCCCUGUACCCGAGGGACCUUUUAAACACUUGGUAAUGGAUUAUGUCGACAUGAUCAAGUCAGUCAGAGGGAAGAGAUACAUGUUGGUGAUAAUAGAUAGAUUCAGCAGAUGGGUGGAAGCUGUGCCAUCAUCAGACCAGGGCUCUGGGACUGUGAUAAAGUUUUUGACGAGAGAAGUGAUUCCCAGGUUUGGAAUUCCCUCUGAGAUCAGUUCGGACAACGGCUCCUCAUUUAUUCAAAGAACUGUAAAAACUGUCUUGCAACAGUUGCGAAUAAAACAGCGGCUAGGGUGUGUCUACCAUCCCCAAUCUCAAGGAAUGGUUGAGAAGGCAAACGGAACCUUAAAAGCAAAGAUUAGCAAAAUCUGUGCAGACACCAAGUUGAACUGGGUAGAUGCCCUACCUCUGGCACUAAUGAACUAUCGCAUGCAAACUAACAGGACUACAAAUUUGACACCACAUGAGAUGCUCACGGGUAGGCCUAUGCCGGUGCCCUACUUAAGAGGCCCAUAUGAUGGACCGCCUUUGGAACAGCUGCAAGUUGAGUUAAGAACUUACAUGAGACAAUUAACUGCUAUACAUGAGGCUAUAUCUUCACAGGAGCAACGGCGAGGGCCUAGAGAGGACGAAGAAGCUCCAUGUGCAAUCGUACCAGGAGACAAAGUGUAUCUAAGAGUCUUCAGAAGAAAAUGGAAUGAGCCAAGACGAGAGGGGCCCUACACAGUCACAAGAGCAACACCAACGGCAGUACAAGUGGAGGGGAGUACUACCUGGUACCAUCUGAAUCACUGCACCAGAGUACCACAACUGCGACGGCGAGAUCCUGAGCAACCUGACGAGGAAGCCGAGGACCUAUCGGAGACUUCAGACGAAGGUCAGAGCCAAGAUGAUAGUCAGAGAACCCCUGAGGGGAUUCCAGAGUCCGCGCCAGAGACGCCGAGGGCAACUGAGGGACCGGAGCAGCUCCCACAGCACGAGCCAGAGCAGAGGACACAGCAGGAGGAGCCACACCAGGAGCCAGAGCCGGCACAGUCAGAGCACGCAUCACAGCCAGAGCAGGAGUCCGACGAGCCAAGACAGAGCACAGAACAGAGACACCCGGAGGAACAUGCUAUCAGGACUUUAUACGAUCCUGACAUACAUGGGGAACAUAGUGCAGCUCGAGAUAGCCGCCAUAGACCAGAACCAGACACCACCCCAACCGCAACAGGCGCCGGUGAACCACGGCCGGGCCCAGGUCGGGAGGGAGAUGCAGGACCUUAUGGUCACGGUACUACUCUUGAUGAGCUUGGUGCAGACCAUACCACAGACCGAGAGUUUGCCAGCCCAGAAUUAUCCGACGAACAACUACUGGCAGAAGAGUUCCCAACAAUUGACUUGUCAGCACUUGAAUGGACACCCUACGAGUUCAACAUGUGAUGAAGCGCCCCAGUAUGAGAGACUUUGGGACAUUGCUGUUCAAAAUGAAUGGUACAGGUGGGCACACUUCACAGUGGACCAGUCGUACAUGGAUAGUUGUGUGUUUUGCACCCCGUCACCAUUGAGCAAACUGUUCGUUGUACCAAACCCAUAUGAUUACAGACAUUGCGCUGGACAUUAUGCAGGGCACUGCAGUGCCAAGAGAAACACUGUUCCUUUUUGCCAUGCAGAAUGUUUAGCCCUGGCAGGCCGUGAAAAUAGGGAACGUUACUAUGCUCAUUCAUUAUGGGGAGAGGAGUGUAUGGAUAUUGAUGUGAGGAUCCCAACAAAUAUGAUUGAAGUUCCCGCAGUUUAUGAAAUAGAUUAUACAUUGCAGUACGAAUGUUACAAUAGCACAAAUGAAAAAGAGGGCAAUAAUGUGGGAAUUUUUGAAGGGAAUUGUAUAACUAUUUGGCAUUUAGAUAAGACUAUGAGAGGGCAGCAGGGGAUAAUAAGACAAUGGAAUAAUAAAUUUGCUUCCGCUACAAUUUCAGAUAAUUUCACAGUGAUAGGAUGGGAAAAUUGCCCAAAAAUGACAAUAGGAUGGCCCUUGAUUGAAUCGUAUGAAAAUCAGGCUAAUGCUAUAGCUGAUUACUUUUGGGUUUGUGGUGGAGGCAAACUAAGACCAACACUACCAAAACACUGGAGAGGUUUAUGUGCAAGAGUAAAGCUAAUACAAGAUGCCACUAUGAUCACAUGGGAUCCGAAUGAGAAUGUUAAAAGUGAGCCAAAACAGAAAAUAGUGAAAAGGGCCUAUCAGAGUGACCCAAAUGUUUACAUAGAUGCCAUUGGUCAACCUAGAAAUAUCCCACACCAGUUUAAAGCAAGAGAUGAAGUUAAAUCUGGAUUUGAGUCUAUUUUUGUAUGGAUUACCCCAAAUAAGAACACAGAAUGGAUAAAUUAUCUGUAUUACAAUCAACAAAGGUUUAUUAACUACACAAAUGAUGCACUUAAAGCUCUUGGAGAACAACUAGCCCCAACAAGUAAAAUGGCAUGGCAGAAUAGACAAGCUCUGAAUUGGUUAUUAGCUGAAAAAGGAGGAGUCUGUGUAAUGUUUGGAGAAGAUUGCUGUACUUACAUUCCUAAUAACACUGCCCCUGAUGGAUCUUUUACUCAUGCUAUGGAGAAGUUGAAAAACCUUAGAGAUGAAAUAACGGCUAAUGCAGGAAGAGAUGUGGCAUUUGGGACAUGGUUUGAGACAAUGUUUGGGUCCUGGGGAAAAUGGCUGACCAAAGUAGGAAUAACGAUUGCUGUUGUAUUAAUGAUCUUUGCAAUAUUGUUCUGUUGUGUUCUCCCCACACUAAGAUCGUUGUUGGUUAAGGCCACAGCUAGACAAAUGUUACUGCAUACAGAGAUAAAUGUGCAACAUGACUCUGAAGCAUUUAUGUUAACCAUGAUUACAGCAAUGGACAAAUGUGAAGAAUCUGAGACCCCUUAGCUUGUUAAACAACCAAACCAGAAAAAGGGUGCCACUUUUAUUUUGCUAUUAUGACUCUGUUUGUAUAUAAGAAAGGGAGAAAGUCUAGAAUUGUAUUUCCUUUUGGGGCGUGUAGCGUAGUUAUAUUAUUUUAGAUAUAAAUAGGUAGGAAGAUAGCUGAUGUUUUGUUUGUUGUUUUUGGCAAAAAACCCUUUCCCCUUGUUUUUGUUUGCCCAUGACAGAUCCCAAAAUGACAAUAAGAGGGACAUGCAUUAUGUGUUUCUUUCUUUCUUUUUCUCUUUCUGCUACUAUUAUCACAAUAUAGAGGCCAAGGCUGGGUGUGUUCCUGGGAGAGAGUUGCAGGGGAUCAUCAAACUGACGUCAGCAGCGAGGUACAGAAGACGACAGGAAGUUAAGAUAGGAUGGAAGCGACGCCUUCCACUGCAGGAGGAAGAAUACGCAUGGGGAAGGCAACAACACUGGAGUGAGAGAGUGGUGCUACAUCCUUCACGACCGUGGUACCCCAGACUACACCUAGGACCAGCAGCACGACAAAUACUGGAACAAGAUCCAGCGGUUCUGGCCGUAGGACAUUCAGUCGCUGUUCAAGCCUAUUACGACAACCUGGCUGGAAUAACUAUUGUCUUUUUCUUUACACAACCUGGACAACGACCAGUUAUAAAUCGAGCGCAGAACAUUUUGACAACUACACGUCACAACUUACCUAUCACGGAGUGGGAAUACCAGUGUGCACAUUACCCAAGAAACUAGACCUAAGAAAGGAAUACAUGAUUGAUGUCAGCUGCCUUUAAGCAGUUUGCUGAGAAGUUCAGGCCAUAUCAUAUGAUCGAUUCUCCACACCGACAACCACCUGCGGACCGAAUAAGAAGGACAUCGCUCUAUUUUCCAUCAAGAAGUGAAUGUACUGAGAGACAGUGUUGUUAUGACUUGGUGAUCUCUGGUUAUGUGUCUGCAUUUUCAGGACAAAGACAACCACAGUCACACAUAGACACUUUGAGAUUGUUACCGCGGGAUGAUGCUAUACUGGCAGUAGGAUUUACUUCAACACAAGAGGAUACAUGGACUGAAAGAAAACCUAGUUGGACUUUGACUGUGUACACCCAAUAUUUGCUUUGGCCCUCAAUUAACCUACAUACAGGGAUUUUGACAUUAAAACCACAUAAUUGUCAUACACGAUUCAAAGCGGGAUCCAGGUUAAAACCAGGUCAGUGGAUGAUCUUCAAUUAUCGUACCGAAGGAUACGAGGUGAAUUGAACCGUAGCAGCUAUCACAAUGGAAGGAAAGCGACACCCAUGGCAUCCCAGGGGGUUUCGAGGACUGUGCGGAGAGCGAGGCAUAGCUUCUAUGAUGUUCAUUUUAACAUGUGUAAUAAUAAUACCAAUUAUUAUGAGAAACGGCAUGAAUAUGGAUCCAAAUGACAUGGACGUCUUGAACACUACCUUGGGACGGGUGGACUGUGGAGUAAAUGGUACAUCAUCUGAACAUUUCUUCGGCGAUCUACUGGUUCCAGAGUCUGAGUCAAAGCAUCAAAAGAAAAGACGAAGUGUCAACAGCAAGAUGAGACAGCCUUCCGACGCAUGGAUGGAACACCCCAAUCCCCCUCAUCAUUAUGCUACUAACAUGUGGUGGAGGUUGACGAAUCAUACCGUAAGAAUGAAUGCUGCCGGACACUGUUAUGUUUGUGCUCACUUUCCUCACAGCACCACCGGAGGGGAUUGGUGGCCACAUCAGAAUCCCAACAACACAUUUGAAGCAGCCAAGGCUGCAGUAGCAGCUGCUGGACGAAAGAAAGGCCUUGACGCUAAAUUACGAGAAGAAAUAGGACUAAAGUUACCCCAAAUUGAUGAGAAUAUGAUGCACGACACUUGGAUUCCACACCCUCUUCCUAAUAGACUUUUUGCUCAGAUAGCAACUGUUAAACAUGUCCCUAACUAUCUAGUCUGUUAUGAAAGAAAGUCAGGAAGUCAUGCUUUGGGGACGAUACCAGAGCAAAAAUGUUCAGACAUCUAUAAGCCUAUAAGCAAAUCGGUGAAACAAAGUUGUAUGGCCUGUCUUCGGUAUGCAGACGACUUAAAUCCCCCUGUUACAACUUUCACCGUUACUCAUAAAGUACCACAGCCACUUGUUACCUACCAAUAUCUUCUUACUUCCGAAAAAGGACGAGCAAAAUGUCCAUCAUGCUCAACUGUGCAUGUUCCUGAUCGCAAGGGAACUGGAGUCGUUGAAGGAUACUAUUGGCUCUGUGGCUAUCAAAUAUAUUUGUCACUACCAAAGAACUGGACAGGACUGUGUGCUUUGGUUCAGUUACAUGGAGGAGUUAUUAUCUUGCCUCAUCAAGCAAUGAACAGUCAACGGCGUGUGAGAAGAGGAUUGUUCAACUUCCUAACAGACAGCCCAGUGCCAAAAAAUCAUCACAUAUGGACAGUUGCAGAAAAGAUUGCGGUUGCAUUUGCUCCAGCAAUAGGAGUAGAAUCACUGAUGACUGGUUUGGAAAUCACUAGAUAUGAGUUUUCUUCAUUCAUCAACACAACAAAACUCAUGAUGAAAGGAAUCAAGGAAGAAUUACAAGGAUUACGUCUUACUGCUCUUCAGAAUCGUUUGGUAUUGGAUCAACUUACUGCAUCGCAAGGAGGUGUUUGUGCUAUGAUUGGAGAGACUUGUUGCACAUACAUACCAGACAACGAUGCAGAUGGACAUCUCAUCGAACAAGGAAUACAAAAUAUUUCAAUGCUUUCUGCCAUGAUGGCAAAGGAUGAAGUAGAUUCAGAUAAUUGGAUAUGGAACUGGCUUAACAACAUAUUUCCCAAUUUGCAUAAUAUAUUGAUGUUGAUAAUCUGCAUUGUGGCGCCAAUUCUGAUGUUACUGUGUCUUUGGCCUUGCAUAAUGCAGGCGGUAAGGAGGAUUGCUAGACCUGCUCCUCACCAUCAGAUGGUAGUAUACUCAGUCAGAGACGAUCAAUUUUUUGCAAUCUAAUACAGAGGGCAUUGUUAUUAAGUAAAUGGUAACAAGCAGGAGUUGUCCGUGUUACGAGAUAACCUAAUCGGUCAGAUGGAUUUCUAUUUUUAUAGCUUAUAAGCAUGUCCUUUUAAGGCAAUAACUAUUAUCAUUACUGUUGAUUAUUCUUGCUCACGCACACAUAUAUUCGUUUUGAAGCACACAUAUAUUCAUUUUGAAGUACACAUAUAUUCGUUUUGUAGAACACAUAUUUUAAGUAGAAAUUCCUCCUAUGUUAGUAAUAAUCAUGUGUGGGACUCUUACGGAGUCCCAAAGGGGGGAAUAUAUUGUGUAUAAUUCUGAUCAUAUUCUGUGUACUAUGGGGCUUUUUAUUUACCCCGAUUAUAAAGAAGUAUUCAUAGGAAUGUUUGUAACAAAGACGUGUUAGUAGAUCAGAAAUCACAUUAACUUAGAGAUGAGUAUUGGAGUAGAUCAGAGAGUAGAUCAGAAAUCACAUUAACUUAGAGAUGAGUAUUGGAACGAUAAGAUUGUUUGAAUGAUAUAAUCAAUACAUUUAUGCAUGAUUCUUGACUUUAUGAACUAUUUUAAUCAUUUUCAGUAAUACAAAAUCCAGGGAUGGUGUGAAGGCCAGACCCAAAUAAAUUAUAGCACAGCUCAUUUUUGAAAAGCCAGAUGGCACAACUUAUUUUUUAAAAAAUUAAGUCAAGGUUGAGAUUCCACUAUUAGACAUGAAACCUUGUUGCCUAAAGAUAAUGGUGGCAGACAAGGACAGUUAGGAUGAUAAAAAAUAAAGUUGAUAACGGGUAAUUACCUGAUUGGUUCACCUUUGAAAAGUUUCACUAUAAGUAGAGGCUGGAAAACACCAAGUUUUCAGAUGUUUUGGGGACUUGGAACAUCUCACUUUGUUUGACUUGUACAAAUAAAGUUGAAACUUUGACACCUGGA
Messenger RNA from Triplophysa dalaica, 10132 nucleotides. RefSeq lists its product as uncharacterized. The record is from RefSeq and is a predicted model, not a curated record. Gene Ontology annotation, molecular function: RNA-DNA hybrid ribonuclease activity; aspartic-type endopeptidase activity; nucleic acid binding. The transcript has a single exon. Bases 139 to 4755 code for a protein of 1538 amino acids. Gene Ontology annotation, biological process: DNA integration; proteolysis. NCBI's taxonomy places the organism in Eukaryota, Metazoa, Chordata, Actinopteri, Cypriniformes, Nemacheilidae.